This is a messenger RNA of Pangasianodon hypophthalmus (striped catfish), 1477 nucleotides long. It is a transcript of the gene plpp5, whose product is annotated as phospholipid phosphatase 5. The record is from RefSeq and is a predicted model, not a curated record. Lineage: Eukaryota; Metazoa; Chordata; Actinopteri; Siluriformes; Pangasiidae. Gene Ontology annotation, biological process: phospholipid metabolic process. Gene Ontology annotation, molecular function: phosphatidate phosphatase activity. The coding region runs from base 293 to 1141 and encodes 282 amino acids. The transcript has 8 exons.
CCUGAAUGUGGAAAUACUGGUUGACGCUCAUCCUGUUAAUAAUAUAAGCUACAUGUAACGCUGACGUGUCCUCGGUCGCGUGCGGUGGUGAUGCGCCGUCACACUUUUGUGACUGCUGACGUUCUGAGCUCGUGAAACGUAACGCUCGUGCGAGUUCUGAGCGCGUGAAACGUAACGCUCGUGCGAGUUCUAAAGCUUGGAGAUGCCAAAAUGCAGCGCACCCGCGACUAAUGACGUCAUGAUUGCGUGGCAUGGAACAUUUGUGCGAGUUCUGAUGUUCUGACUGCGUGACAUGGAACUCGUAAGUGAAGCAAGCGACUGGGACACACCAGAUCCAAAGAUGAGGAAGAGUAUAGACCAGGAGUUCAUCGCUGAAGUGGUCAUCCGCCUGCUGCUGCUGGCUGUCUUUUUAGUGACUGAGCAACUGGCUCCGUUUACCCGACAGAUCCAGCCUGAGGAAAUCUGGCUUUACAGGUUCCACCAUGUGAAGAAUGACCACAUUCCUACCUCACUCAUGUUUAGCAUUGCUCUCUUUACACCACUGGCCACCAUUCUGUUUUUUGCAUUCCUGAGAAGAACUGAAAAAGGGGAGAUUAAGGAGGCUUCGUUAGCUGUGACCUUGACUCUGCUCCUGAACGGAGUUUUCACCAAUGCUGUAAAGCUCACUGUGGGAAGGCCACGUCCAGAUUUCUUCUACCGCUGCUUUCCAGAUGGUCAGAUGAACCCAGAGUUUCAGUGCAGCGGCGACCCAGAAAUGGUCACGGAGGGGAGGAAGAGUUUCCCCAGCGGACACUCAUCGUUUGCAUUUGCCGGACUGGGCUUUACGGCACUUUUCAUAGCUGGGAAGCUUCACUGUUUCAGUCCAGCUGGUCGGGGAAAAGCAUGGCGUCUGUGUGUGUUCCUCACACCUCUACUCUGUGCUGUUUUGAUCGCUGUCUCCAGAACUUGUGACUACAAACAUCACUGGCAAGAUGUGUUAGUGGGAUCACUGCUGGGUUUGACCUUCUCGUACCUUUGUUACAGACAACAUUAUCCAUCACUCACCGAGUCCGAUUCCCAUAAACCCCUGAGGAUCAGAGACACAACACCCUCAGCACAGGAACGCAAACAAGCCACUGCAGGAUUCCUUUUGCCUCUGUAGGGAUGCCAGUAGCACUUAAACUACUCCUGAAAUGUGUGAUGGACAUGUUCUCAUGCACAGCCCUUAAGCUAAUGCUGCCAAUAUGUGUAUAUGUGAGUGUGAGUGCGAGACCUAGGAGUCUCUGUUUCCAUUUGGCCUUCUUAAGAACAUAUAUACAUUAAAAAAAAAAGAAAGAAAGAAAUACUUUGUGUAUUGUAGAUAUUUGGAUUUGUAUUGGACCAUGAACAGCCUGGGGUUUCUGCAUCAGGUUUCGAAUAUCUGUUUGAAUAUCAUGUAUGUCUCUCGUUCACUGUGUUUAUAAUGGGGUCUAUCAAUAAAAUGUUUGUAAAGUUUGGA